This is a messenger RNA of Lutzomyia longipalpis, 3515 nucleotides long. Its product is annotated as fatty acyl-CoA reductase wat-like. Bases 720 to 2357 code for a protein of 545 amino acids. Gene Ontology annotation, molecular function: alcohol-forming very long-chain fatty acyl-CoA reductase (NADP+) activity. Gene Ontology annotation, cellular component: peroxisome. The record is from RefSeq and is a predicted model, not a curated record. Lineage: Eukaryota; Metazoa; Arthropoda; Insecta; Diptera; Psychodidae. Gene Ontology annotation, biological process: long-chain fatty-acyl-CoA metabolic process. The transcript has 6 exons.
UUAAAUCCAAAAAGUCGUUUUAAUUGAGACACCUUUUGUGUCUUUAUCUACUUCUUAUUCUUAAAGAUGAAAGCUCAAUUUUGUUUUCUAGAUCAUUUCAUUAAACAAACAAGUAAAUGGCAUCGACAUUGAAAUAUAUCUCAUUACAUUAUUUUAUGCGUAUUUGUGGAAUAAAAAAAAUGUCCACAUGCUAAUGGUUCCGCGUAAUCUCCCGCACUGGUGGACUAAUGUAAUGAGAAAAGUGAUCAAAAGACGAUCAGGAAGCAAAAUGAAGAAUGCAAGAAGCUCUUUAGGUGUGUAUAUGCGCGAAAAAAUGGACAAUGUGUGUGAAUGUAGAUUACACGGGGCGGGAUGUCGUCAUUAAUUAACAUAAGUUAGUUUGGGAUGGAAAGAGGUGCUAAAUAAACUAUGGUGAGGUAUACAACAUCGACUUACUUCCGAUUUUAAAAGUCAUUUUCGUGCAAUAUCUGCUUUGGGUAUGUAUCAUUCAUCCAUAUUCAUGGUCAAGUUAGAUUGUUAAGGUAAUAGCUCCGGCUCAGGAGUCAGUUCUUCAGUGGACGUGACACCGAUCGCAUGUGCACAACAGCAGUUCCCUCAAUUUAAUAAAGAAGUUCAAGUCUAGUUUAGUGACCACAACUUGUGCCACUGUGGGUGUGCUUCUUUAUCAUAAUUACAAAUUUUUAAUUUUGCCUCGAGGUGUGAGAAUUUAACGAAGAAAAAUGCAGAAGUUGAUUGACGAGAGACGCUUCGAAGGGAAGGACGAAAAGAUGGAAAUUAAGGAUGGUGAAAUUUCUGUUUCCACUCCAAUGAAGGACUUCUUUCGCGAUAAGAAUGUCCUCAUUACAGGUGGUACAGGCUUCCUUGGGAGACUACUUGUGGAAAAACUUCUCAGAGUUGGGGUCAGCAUGGUUUACCUGGUGGUACGUCCAAAAAAAGACCAGACAGCCGAGGAGAGAAUUGACGAGCUCAGCCAGGGAGCAAUAUUCGAUCGUCUACGCCAAGUCGAUGCCAACUUUACGGAUCGCAUUCAACCCCUUGAGGGUGAUCUCUGUCUCCCGGAUCUGGGGCUCGAUCGUAAAAGUUUGGACAUCCUAGAGGAGAAUAUUGAGAUUGUCAUUCAUGCUGGUGCCGAUGUGAGAUUCGACGAGACCCUGGCGGCUGCUGUUCAGGUCAAUAUCCGUGGCACGCGAGAUAUUCUCGAUAUGGCAGUGCGGAUGAAAAAAUUGGAGGUAUUUGUUUACGUCUCCACGGCGUACUCAAACUGCCCACGACGCGAGGUUGAGGAAAAAUUCUACGAUCCCCCAAUGGAUCCGUACAAGAUGAUCGAACUUGUGGCGAAAGUGGAACGUGGUGAGGUCAGUGAGGAUGUUUUGAUGACGCUCACGCCGAAGAUUAUUAAACCAUGGCCCAACACGUACUCAUACACGAAAGCACUAUCUGAGGACAUGGUCAAGGACUACGGUGAACGGUUGCCAAUUGCAGUUGUUCGACCUUCCAUCGUUAUUGCCACGCAUUCAGAUCCAUUUCCGGGAUGGAGCGAGAAUGUCUAUGGGCUCAAUGGAAUUCUCGUUGCUUGCAGUUUGGGUUUAUUGCGUGCUCUCCACCUCCGCAGUGAUUAUGUGGGUGAUGUUAUUCCAGCAGAUUUCGUCUCCAAUUCCGUUCUUGCGGUUGCAUGGCUCACCACAAAGGAAAAGUCUGACAAAGUUGAAGCUGAAGCCGAGAAGAAGCAUCCCUUCAAGACAAAGAUCUACAAUUGCACCAGCUCGGCAGAUAAUCCUAUAACAUGGGGACUCGUAAACGAUUCAAUGUACAAAAUCUACGAAUGCUAUCCACCAAAACGUGGUUUGUGGAUCAACUGCUUCACCUAUACUCGCUACAAAUUCCUCUAUACGCUUAAUGUAAUUUUCUACCAUGUUCUUCCGUCAAUGUUUUUGGAUUUUAUUUUCAUAUUAGGCGGCAAAAAGCUUCGUCUCUUGCCGGUGUAUCGAAAAAUCCAAAAGUUCACGGAAGCUCUGUCAUACUUCACGACAAACGAAUGGCUAUUCUUCAACUACAACAUGAGACAUCUAUACAAGAGUCUCUCAGCGGAGGACUACGACUAUUUCCCAUGUGAUGUGAAAAAGAUGAUUUGGUUGGAAUACAUUCAUGACUACGGCAAAGGCAUGAGAAGACACAUUGGCAAGGAAACAUUGGAUACCCUCCCGGAGGGACGCAAAAGGAUGUUCCGAAUAACAAUUUUGCACAAUAUUAUCAAGACCUUCUUCUACCUCUUCUGGGCUUCUGCUAUCUACUUCAUUCUCGUCUUCUACAGAUUCAUAGAGCCCAUUGAUUUUACAGCAAUGUUGACGCGAAAUUGAUUUAUUUAUUAAGCUUCCAAAACGUCUGUGGGGUCAUUCACACAAUUUCGCACCUCACGAUGGGACUUGAAAGUCCAGUAAAGUUUUUAAAAGAAAAAUUAGGAGCUUUUUUUGGAUACAUAUAAUAAAAUAUUGGAGCCGGGGGAUUUCCAAGGCUAUUUAGUGGCAAAAAUUCCCCGCACAUACUCCAAGAAAUUGAAUUUAAUUAAGUAUAAAGAGAGCAUUUUUCAUUUUUAUACCAGAGUUAAGAUAAGAAGAUUUGGAGUCAAAUGAUACAAAAAAUUUUCAUUCCAUGAAUUUUUCUAAUUAAAUUCAUCAGAAGAAUGAUUACUUAUGUCAAUGGGAGAAUUAUAUAUACGGUUAUACCUCAGAGUUUUUUCUUUUAAAUUACGUUUAAGGUUUAAAUGAAAAUUUCGCAAGUUUUCAUCGGGUAUGCAAAGUAAAAAAAAUUUUUGAGGUUGCUUUUAUUGAAUAAAAAUCCGUUAAAAUACAAUUUCAAUUAAUUGGGAUUCAUUCUAAAUAGAUAGGAAUUAUUUUUUUUACAAAUUAUUAAAUAUAAUUACCAACGUGGUAAUUAAUGAAAUAUUUUAUAGGUAAAUAGUGGCUAAAUUCUUAAAUGAAACGUAACCUUCUUAGCUUCUUAUACGAUUUUUCUGGUUUUUGGUGAAUUUUAAUUUUAAAUUCCAUAUUCUAUUCUUAAAUUCCUUUGCAAAAAAAUCUGCAUUUAUUUAUCUAAAUGUCUUAAAUGUAAAACAACUCUGUUUAUUAUAUUAAACAUCAACAAGGUAAAUUGCCCCAUAGAAUGUUGGUUUAAAAUUCUCACCACUCUUAGCCAAAAAGGGGCCCCCUGUUGAAACUUGCACCUGAGCGUUAAUUUAUUUAGGAAGCUUUUAACAUAAGAGUUUGUCUUUUUUUAUUAUUCCUUUGCUGAUUAAUUUAAUUUUGUACACACUGGAAUACUUAAUGAGGUAUUUGUGACAAAGAGAACAAAAUUUCUUCCUAAUUAAUGUGAUUGCGUGUGUGGAGGAGUAUUUUUUGGGAUGGAUAUCAUCUAAGAUUUUUUUUCUUCUAAAUUCAUUACUUUAUGUAGCAUUGUAAGAAUAUAAAUUUUAAGGUAAAUGUAGAGAAAGAAAAAAAAUAAAGCAUUCAUUUUGAAUA